AUGAGGGACUUCAAGAUUGUAUGUCUUCGCAUUGAGUGGUGCAAGGCAAGAGUGCAAGAGGCAUGUUGGUCUGAAGAAUUGCUGCUGUUGCUUGAAGAGAUGCAGAGAGUACUGAUGUUCUUAACUUGGCAGGGGACAUGGUGGUCUGGACUAGCUUCGGCUCGUCAUUUUGAGAGAUCAGCUGACAGUGAAGGGCCCAGGGCAUACACCAACCGACAAUCUGCACUCCGUGAAGCUAUGGCGGAAAAAUUCAGACAAUGCUGGGCCAAUGUCCCUGCUGUCAUAGCUGCUGAGCUAGAUGACAAUGGCACACUGGACAUAGCUGAUACCGGUAGCAUGAUGCUCACCAUUGAAGGCCCUCCACCAUUAGCUGCAGAAGAUUAG
Suillus subalutaceus is the source of this 384-nucleotide messenger RNA. RefSeq lists its product as uncharacterized. The transcript has 2 exons. Bases 1 to 384 code for a protein of 127 amino acids. The record is from RefSeq and is a predicted model, not a curated record. NCBI's taxonomy places the organism in Eukaryota, Fungi, Basidiomycota, Agaricomycetes, Boletales, Suillaceae.